Molecule: messenger RNA, 1560 nt
Organism: Lethenteron reissneri (Far Eastern brook lamprey)
Lineage: Eukaryota; Metazoa; Chordata; Hyperoartia; Petromyzontiformes; Petromyzontidae
Gene: RNASEH2A
Product: ribonuclease H2 subunit A
Biological process (GO): mismatch repair; DNA replication, removal of RNA primer
Cellular component (GO): ribonuclease H2 complex
Molecular function (GO): RNA-DNA hybrid ribonuclease activity; RNA binding
Source: RefSeq, a predicted model, not a curated record
UGCCGAGACAUUUGGCGGGAAAAGGGCGGCCCGCGCUGUCGCAAAAGUCGAAGGCGGAAUUCUGAUCGAUAACAAAUAAACGACCGUGGGGGUUCUUUUAUUUAUUUAGAUUCCUUCGAUUGUCCGAUGGAUCUGAGCGCAUUCGAGUCGGACAACACCGGCAGCUGCCGCGUCUCGUCCCCCGUGCCGGUGUCCUGCCUCACGGAGCCCGUGGCGCUCGGCGUGGACGAGGCGGGACGGGGGCCCGUGCUGGGACCCAUGGUUUAUGGAAUAUGCUACUGUCUUGUCUCUAAGAAGUCUGCACUUGAAAAGAUCAAAGUUGCAGACUCUAAGACAUUGUCCGAGAAAGAGAGGGAGCAACUCUUUGAGCAACUGAAUGGGGAGGCGAGCAGUUUCGUCGGUUGGGCCCUUCAGAUUCUCUCCCCAAACUACAUCUCAACCUGCAUGCAGAGACGGACUAAAUACAACCUCAAUGCUCUGUCUCACGACGCGGCCAUCGACCUGAUCCAACACGCGAUUGACACGGGAGUCAAUGUGCAGGAGGUGUUUGUGGACACAGUAGGCCCUGCUGACAAAUACCAGCAGAAGCUGUCUGCUCGUUUUCCAGGCAUCUCCGUCACAGUCUCUGCCAAAGCGGACGCCCUCUUCCCUGUGGUCAGCGCGGCCAGCAUCUGUGCCAAGGUGGCCCGCGAUCGCUGCGUCUCGCGCUGGAAGUUUGUAGAGAAUCUUGAUGACGCGGCUGCUUCUGUGGCUGCCGAUGUGGGGUCCGGCUACCCCAACGACCCCAAGACGAAGUCGUGGCUGCGUUCGCACUGCGACCCCGUGUUCGGCUUCCCUCAGCUCGUGCGAUUCAGUUGGAGCACAGCCACCACCCUCCUGCAGGAACUCGCCACUCCGGUCACUUGGGAUGACGAUGAAGACGGUGAAGGUGGAGAUUUAUCCACGCCUUCUGUGAUGUCGUUUUUUUCAAAAAAGAAUCAAGCGUCAACGCCAGAAACCCAUCGAUACUUCCGAGACCGAAGCCUUGUUCCGUUCAGCGACAUUUAACAGAGCCGACAAAACAUCCAAUUCAAGUUUCUUUAUUUGACCAAACGAGAGCCCAUUCAAGAUCCCUUUUCACUUGAAAUUGAUAUGCUUCAACCAAGUAACAGCCUAUUUAGAUUUACUAUUUACACACACACAUAAAUGUGAAUAACAAAGUGUCCCCCUGCUCAAACAAGUGUAGGCUGUCGCUCAUCUCAAUUUGGAGGCCUGAACCACAGGUGAACAUUCCACAUUUUCAUGGCAGGGGCCAGUAUCUCCACCGGAUGACCACUGUUGACUUGACACUUGGGAGUAAUCAUCUAGAGUCAGUCAUCAACACCAAAGACUGGAGUCCAACCUCUGACUGCUUCUUAAGCAAUUGGGAGGUGACUGACCGGGCUUGGCCAACCUUUAGGUCCAUCGAGUAAAAAAUGUGUAGUGCUCAAUUAUUUAAAGUGGAGGACUCUGGUGAUAAAUGAGAGAGGGAGAAUGAGAAUUGUAGAAUUUGUAAAAGAACAAUAAAAUGUAUCAAUAAGA